Molecule: messenger RNA, 3426 nt
Organism: Folsomia candida
Lineage: Eukaryota; Metazoa; Arthropoda; Collembola; Entomobryomorpha; Isotomidae
Product: probable serine/threonine-protein kinase kinX
Exons: 8
Coding region: 353-3160 (935 amino acids)
Biological process (GO): multicellular organism development; protein phosphorylation; positive regulation of kinase activity
Cellular component (GO): signaling receptor complex
Molecular function (GO): ATP binding; transmembrane receptor protein tyrosine kinase activity
Source: RefSeq, a predicted model, not a curated record
AACUGAACUGCAUGCAAUAUAUUUUCUUUGUGAGCAAAAUGAUUUUUUUUGGUUGACUUGAGCGUCGAUUUGAUAUGUUUUAUAAAAUAAUUAUAGAAUUUAAACAUUAAUUUACUAAUGAGCCAGGCUACCCCGAUUUUGAGUUUAUCUGCCAAUAAUUAAUUCUCUCAUCUCAUCCGUCAGCGUCAGCCGGGCCGCCCGUUUCCGUUGCCAUCAAAAUUUGUGGUUAGUUAGUUAAUUAAUUGUUAAUUAAUUAAUUACUCUGUGUCGCAGUGGAUUGUUGGUCGGUGGCAGAAGGCAGACCCACCACAAGGCUAAUUUGCCAUCGGGAAGGGUAGAUAAGGACAUUGCAAUGGCGUCGUCAGAAGGACAAAGGCGACCUGGAUUCCAGACGGGUCAAGGUUAUUAUCAACCAGGUCCAAAUACUGGCCGUGCGGCCGCAGCCGGGGGCGCAACCGGGGCGCAGGGCAUGAAUCAUGGGGAGACUUCUUCUUGCUGUAAAAAUUGUACCAAACCUGUAGAAAAGUUUGACAAGUGUGUAUUGAUAAGGGAAGACCCUAUUGGACAACCUGGAGCGUUUGGAUGUGUGAUUAAAGCGAUUUUGAAUGUGAAUAACCCCAAAAUUGGGGGGCCCGUGGUGGUAAAAAUGUUCCACGCCCCCAUUGGCAAAAAUCGAUAUUCAGUAUUUCAGGACAUGUUCAAUCUCCAACAUCGCAAUCUGAUCAAGUUUCUCGGAAUUGUUGAUAACGACCCGAAUGACUGUCCCCAGCUCAUUUUUAAAUGUGCUAGUGCUGGAAAUCUUUUGGAUUUCGUGAAAAGAGAUCUGAGCACUCCUUUAGACGCUGAAGGUCAGCUAUACAAUUUGGCUUUGGACGUCGUCAACGGGAUGGAAUAUCUGCACUCAAUGGAUUUUAUUCACGGCUGCCUUUCCGCGAGAAACGUUCUGUUGCACGAAUUUGGAAAAUCUGGACAAAUACAUGCUCAAAUUUCCGAUUAUGGAAUGACCAGAGUAACGGCAGGAAAUGGUGUUAACUAUUUCAACUACAUGACUGGCAAAUCAAUGCCAAUUCGAUGGCUGGCGAAGGAAUGCAUUCCAGUGGAUAAAAACCCGGGAGAGAUUACCAAACCUUCGGAUGCAUGGAGUUUUGCAGUUGUACUGUGGGAAAUGCUGACUCGUGGGGAUACUCCGUACGGAAGUUAUGGCACAGUUUCCAAUUUGGAAGUGAAACAACACAUCUUAAACGGCAGCAGUCCUUUGGCCUUCCAACGCCCCGAUAAUUGCCCAGCUUUUCUCCUACGGGUCAUGAAAAGCUUGUUCGUCGUAGAUCCUGAACAACGACCCACAUUUGAAGUUUUAAAGAAGAGAUUUGAAGAUGAAAUUCAAUUUGAAUCUAAGAUACCCGAACCAUCAACGAGAUUCCGGGGAUCUUCAACCAAUUCGAGGAAUUAUAACCGUGAUAACUCUUCAUCGUCAGGACGAAACCAUUCAAAUCGUGGAUUCCGUGGUGCUCGUGGAGGAAUACCGAGAGGAAGAGGAGGCCGAGGAUCGCAAUCUGGAAUUCCUUCCAACAAUGGAGACGUUGUUAAUUUUGGCGACCAUGUCCCGAACCCCAAUCUGAGAAAUUUUGCAGAAUUUCAUGCAGAAGUCAUGCAGAGAAUGAGAGAACGCGAGGCCCGAGAAAGUAAUUCUCACCAGGGAGAGGAAUCUGCGAGAGGGAAUCGGGGCUCAAGAGGAAAUAGGGGAAGGUCUCGGCUUCCUCAGGGUCAGAGUCGUAAUGAUGGCAAGCAUUCAAACAAUUCUGACGCCAGUCAGAAUCAGAAUAAACUGAAAGUCGUUCCUGCUCCAGGUCAUCGAGGCGGUCGUAACCGUAGCCCUCGACCUCGACCUGCAGAUGUUGCACCACCUCCAAACUACCAAAAUAUUCAGGAAACAAAUCCACCCCCAUACUCCGAAAUUGAUACUACUACUCCCCGUCGCAAUCAAGUCGUCCGAAACGAAGAGGACAAUACAUCUGCAAAUAAACCAGCAGAAUUACUAGACCCUCACGACGUUGAAUUUCUAAAAAUCCACCAGCAGAUGAAGUUUCUCGAAAAACAUUACGAAAAGAAAAAACGCGACUUUGAAGAGUUGGAGAAAAAGCGAGCAGCAAAACUUGCAGAACAAAGGGAACAAUCAGAACAAGCAAAUAAGCAGGCAGCAUUAGAAGAAAAGAGAAAGCUUGCUGCCGAAAUGGUGCGACAAAAUUUGCAGAAGCAGAGAGACGCAGAACUGAAAGAGGCCGAACGCCGAACGAAGCUGAUGCAAUCGGAACACCAAGAAAUGCAAGCACAAGAAGACGGACGAAGACAGGAAGUAAAAUCCUACUACCAAUUUGACCCUUCUAAGUCCACUGAAUUUAUGCUUCUCGUAGAAGCCCAAAGAAAAGAAUAUAAUGAAAUUAAGCAGAAAGAAGCUAAAGAGAAGGAAGAAACCCUUCGACAGCAAGCCUUGGAUGAGAAUGAAGCUCAUAAGAAAGAAGAAGUUCGGAAACAAAAAGAAGCUAAAGAAAAAGAAGACGAAGAAACGCGUCGCCAACAGCAGGCCUUCGAAGACGAAGAGAUUGCUCGCCUUGCUGCACUCCGAAGAGAGAAAAAUAUUCGCGUUCUUGAAGAAAACAGGCGAAAACAAGCCGAGCUUAAAGAUGAGGUUGAAGCUCGUCGCCUUCAGGAUGAACUGGACAGAAAAAUAGCUCAGGAAAAACGGGAUGCCGAGCACGCUCGACAAAUGCACGAGCAGGAACUCCUCGAGUGGGAGGAGAAACAAGAACAAGAAAAACAAAGAGCAAUUGAAGCUAAUGAACGAAGAAAGAAGGCAGAGUUGGAGGAACGACGAAGGGAACAUGCCUUAUUUCAGGAGCAGCAGCGCAACAAUGUGGCGCAGGCGCAAGCUUACGGGCAGCCCCGAGACUUUUUACAGACCGGAAGAGCUAAUCCUAUAACGCGAAGCAGACUCUCCGAUCCACAGGCGCAAGCUUACGGUCAGAAUCGAGACCCGGUUUUCCAUCCUCAACCAAGGACCACCGACCCGAUUCCGAUCCCACCGAAUCGCAAUGACGCCAACAAUGGUCGAGGAGGACAACCUCAAAAUCCGAAGCCAAAAGAGAGUUGUUCGAUUAUGUAAGCAGCUUUUUGGAAUGAUAUUACUUUAAAAUUCUUAUUUCCGCUGAUGGAUACUUAUUUAUUUAUUACGUAUGUAAAGCUGUUUCUCAUUUUCAUAUUUUUGUGUACACGCUUCUCGUUGCACGUACUUAAUAUCUCAUUUUUUUCAUUAAUUGGCUAUAUUGAUUUAAAUAUUUUGUUCAAAAUAGUAAAUUUUCCAAUAUGUAUUUAUAAUGUACGAUCUCCACAUCAUUUAAAUCAAUAAAUGGUUGAGAAUACUGAAUUUGA